AUGAGCACCAAAGAGAGUGAGCCCAAGACGCAGGAGGAAGUGGACCUAGACGACCUCCUCGACGAUGCGCUAGACGACUUUGCGGACGAGGUGAGCGCCUCGGAGAUGUCGAAAGUCACGAAAGAAGCAGCUGCCACAACCGCGGCGACACAAGAGAGCGAAGAUAACAAGCUGCAGGAGAACAUGGCCAAAUUCCUCGAGGACGCACAGAAUCCCGAGUUUCAGAAGGUGCUAGAGCAGGCAUUUCGCGAGUUGGGCACGGACGCGGAUGCGGAGAAUAUAGAGCAGCUAUUGGGCUCGUUGAAGACGGAAAACUCGACGGAUGAGACGGAUGACGUCAAUGCUGGUGUGGCCAAGACACUGCAGAAUAUGGCAAAGGCGGCGGAAGACAUGGAAGGCGUGGGGACGGCACAGGUGGAGGCCAUGGGGGAAGAAAUGAUGGCCGAGAUGAUGAAGAAGUUCGAAGAGAUGGGAGAGAAGAGUGAUUUCCAGGACUUGGUGGACGGAAUGAUGCAGCAAUUACUGUCGAAGGACGUCAUGUAUGACCCCAUGAAGCAGAUCUGCGAACGGUAUCCUGAGUGGCUUGCCGAAAAGGAAUCGCUGUUGUCGAAGGAGGAUUAUGAAAGAUAUGGCAAGCAGUACCAGUACUUCCAGCAGAUUGUUGCAGUGUAUGAGUCAGAGCCCGAUAACUAUGCUCGGCUGUCAGAGCUGAUGCAGGAGAUGCAGGAGACCGGCCAACCUCCUUCCGAGAUCGUAAAGGACCUUGCUCCAGGCCUGCAGUUCGACGACGAAGGAAUGCCGAUCAUGCCCAACAUGGGUCCUGGCAUGUUCCCCGGUAUGGCUGGAAUGCCUGGCAUGCCCCUUGGUGGCGUCCCAGGCCAGGAACAGUGCUCUGUGAUGUGA
Messenger RNA from Phytophthora nicotianae INRA-310, 903 nucleotides. RefSeq lists its product as hypothetical. The coding region runs from base 1 to 903 and encodes 300 amino acids. The transcript is spliced from 10 exons. Gene Ontology annotation, biological process: protein import into peroxisome membrane. NCBI's taxonomy places the organism in Eukaryota, Oomycota, Peronosporomycetes, Peronosporales, Peronosporaceae. Gene Ontology annotation, cellular component: peroxisomal membrane; peroxisome. The record is from RefSeq and is a predicted model, not a curated record.